ACCCAAAGCGCUCGUCCUGCCAAUCAAACUCCUUCUCCUGAGCAUGCCGAGGAGGAACCAGAAAUCAGGGGCUCCCCAGAAGCCAGCCCGUCCAUGCACAGGACGAUCUCAGAUGAGCCGAGGACGACUAGCUCCUCUAACCCCACUAGUGGCUCAGAGGAGCCGUCAACCACUUCGUCUGAAAUAAGACGGCGGCUAGGUCCCCUUUCUGACCCUAGGUUUAUCCUGGCCGAUAACACUUGGCUGGGACGAUUAGGCUCGGACCUUAUACCUUUUUCAGUGGCUAUGCCCAUGCCCGGCUACCACUUUGUCCUUCCCGGCCGAGAGGACACUAUUUUCAGUGCUCCUCCCGGCCACUUUGCAGUUUAUCGGUUGGCAUUAGAUGCCGGCCUGCGCUUUCCCCUUCACCCUUUCAUCAGCCAACUUCUUCAUUACUACGGCAUAGGACAUAAUCAGCUUGCCCCUAACUCUUGGCAAAACAUCCUUACCUUUCUGGCCGUCUGCAACUUAAAGGGAAAGGACCCUUCUCUGGCCGCUUUUACCCAUAUUCACUAUGUUGCCAAGGUCCCUAGGACCAUUGAAGGAAGCUGGCUGAGCGUGUGCAAUCGUCAAGGAUUCUUGACGUCUUGGGAUAAGACUUCCAAGAUGCACUCAUGGAAGGGCGAGUUCCUCUUUGUCCAGGCGCCCAGCAAAGCGGUGGCAAACCGCCUUCGGUAUUUUAGCCGGUCAACCACAAACACUGGACGGAUGGCCUCAUAUCUGGAACUGGAGAGUAACUCUGCCGAAGAGAUGGUGGAGUACUUCCGGAUUUCGGAAUAUACUAUGGAAGAUGUUUCUUUCAAGGGUCCGUCCAAUUGGAUUCCCUUUAAGGAAAUGUUUUACCAUGAUAACUUCCUAGUCGCUGCCGGCUUGCGGCAGGACGAGGACAGAGGUAUAUCAACUAAGAAUCUUCUAAGUAAAAAUUUCUAGACUUGCUUAUCAUUCGUCCAACACUCGUUUCAUUCCCUUUUGCAGAUUCAGCCAGGAGCAAACUAAGGAAGUCUUGGAUAGGAGACAUGAGCUCAUCCAGAUUUGCGGACACUCUAUGGAAGGAGUACAAUAAAUCAGGUGCCGAAAAGAGGGCCGACACUCUGGUAAGAUAUUGUAUAUAUAUAUUUAUUUUUUUUUUUUGAGCUUGCCGGUCUGCUUCUUUGGAGGGUAACCCGUCAAGAUGGAGCCUGGACGACUUGUCUAUCCAAGGAGCAAUUCGUUCAGAGGAGUACUGGACGAGCUAUCUUUUUAAGAAACAACUCGUCUAGGUGGAUUCCUUGACGGCUUGCCUCUUCGGGGGGCAGUCCGUCUAGAAUCGCAUUGGACGAGCUACUCACCUGAGGAGCAACCCGUCCUGGUUGAUACCUUGACGGUUUGCCUCUUCGGGGGGCAGUCCGUCUAGAAUAGCGUUGGACGAGCUGCUCACCUGAGGAGCAACCCGUCCUGGUUGAUACCUUCACGUAUAUUCUAAUCUUUUUUCUUUUUCAGAAAAAUGCCCCAACCUCUAAGGCUUUGGCCGAAAAAGCCGCAGGAAAGAAACGGCCGGCCGGUACCAGUGAAGCCCCUCCCUCAAAAAAGGCAAAGGGCUUUACUGCUAAGAAGAAGAAGACCACACGGCCGGUUCCUUAGGUCGUGAUCGACCUACCGGCCAAGGAGGAGGCCAAAGAAGAGCCGGCUGAAGUUGACUCCCGGGCCCUCGUGGCCUAUACUGGUCCGGCCGAGCAGCCCACUCCUUCGCAGCCUGACGAGGUUGUCGUGUUGGACGAUGCUGGACAAUCUUCUCAGCCGGACGCGGCUGUGGACGGGUCCGCCUUCUCUGGGCCAGUGGCCCAACUGGUAGGCCAGAUGCCGGCUGCUUAUAGGACGGCUUCCCGUUCUUCUGAUAAAGGGAAGGGUCCAGCUGUUGACGGCUCCCCUAGCCUCUUGACGAUGAAUCUUCUCCAGCUUUUGGAAAGAUGUCGUCGUCUGAACGUGAGAAGCUCAAGACGGAGCUGUUCAAGUGCUUUCCCGAACCUUAUAUUAAGGGGUUAAGGGGAGCAUCGUCUGGGCAUGUAGGUUACAUGUCUCAGCUUGCUGCCGAGCUUUUUGCUCGCAGCAUGAUAACAGAAGACUGGGCAAAGGAGCUCAGAAAAGAAAACAAAAAGCUCGUCCAAGAUGUGACGGCGGCCGCUGAUCAUGCCCAGUUUGCUAUGGCCCAGCAAGAGGUGUUGCAUCAGCAGACCAAGAUUGCGCUGGAAAAACGAUCAGCCGAGCUGGAGUCUCAGAUCAAAGUCUACCUUCUUCGGUUGACGGAGAUGAUAGACGAACGGGCCUCAUUGGAACGUGUUCUGACGGACGAGAAGAAUUCAGUCAUGACGAUGGCUGCUGAUUUCUUCAAGGAGAACCUCGUCCUGAAGGUCAAGAACCAAGCCCUUCGUACUGAGGUUGCAGAGACCGUUGCUGGCGCCAAAGAGGCUAUGAACACCGUCAUAGACACCUCAAAGGAAUGGGCAGUGCAAGCUUUUGGCAUGAUGGCCGAAGAGGAGGAUAUCCCCAGAUAUACUCGUCGGCUGGAGUUCCAAGAGGCUUUGCAUAAGGCGACUAUAUCCGGAGCCGACCCUCCCGUCUUUGAAGAAUCUUCUGAGGAUGAAGAGGGGGAGGACGAUGCAGAGGCCCAGGAUGAAGAGGACAAUGAUCCUCCUGCCGCUUAGUUCCUUUGUUGUAUCUUGGCCGUGAGCCACUUGUAAUUUUUCCUCCUUUUGUACUUAGAUGAAUUUAGGUUGUAAUCAUCUUUUUUACAUUUAUGAAAAGCUAUCUUUUUCAA
This is a messenger RNA of Beta vulgaris subsp. vulgaris (sugar beet), 2833 nucleotides long. RefSeq lists its product as uncharacterized. The coding region runs from base 1986 to 2720 and encodes 244 amino acids. The transcript has 3 exons. Lineage: Eukaryota; Viridiplantae; Streptophyta; Magnoliopsida; Caryophyllales; Amaranthaceae. The record is from RefSeq and is a predicted model, not a curated record.